UGAUCACGAGCUCUAAACUACAUUGCUUAAGCCAAACAUUUAAAGUGGUAUUUUUAAUCAUCUCGAUGGCCAUGUGCUCGUAUCAGGUCUAUAAGAUUAGCGUUUUAUACUUCUCGUACACCACAACCACAUCCGUCAGCUAUCAGAAGGUGUCCACCAUUUCUAUGCCCGGAAUCAGCAUUUGUUUCAAUAAAGAGUCGCUUCUUCGCGAAGAAUACCGCCGAAUACUGAGUGAAGAUAAUAAUGGCUCUCAAUUGAACGCAUCGGAACUGUUGGAACAAAUCAAUUUGUGGCCAAUAAACAAACAACACUCAGCUUUAUAUUCAAUGUCCGAUAUUUUCAACAACUCUUGUCGGGCGUCAAAGCCGAUAGCGUUCGCCAACAGCACCGACCAACACAUACCGUGUCAUGUGAUCGCACCGAUACGCCAGAGUAUCAAUUACUUCAAGUGUUGCUUCACAUUCCUGUCACAACUGGAUGACGAGCCGACGGACCGGUACUUAAUAUACGACGACUUGGCCUUCAAAGACUAUCUGACGGACCUCUUCCACAUCGACGUGAGCGCGACAUUCAAUUCCAUGGAUCUAAUCAUCCAUUCGCGCGACGAACGGAUGGCCAACACAUACAAGAAACGGAUCAUGAAGUUUGAGUACCGGCCAAACACUGUCUUCUACGCCGAGUAUCUGGUGACCAGAGUGUCAAGUCUGCCGCCGCCGUACGCGACCCGCUGUUACGACUAUAAGGCCAGCGGACACAAGUCGCGACAGAACUGUAUCCAGCGGUGCCGCGUGGACCACAUGUCGGCCGAGUUGGGCGGCGGUUGCCCGGCAACUAUCUCACCGAGAAUAUGA
Molecule: messenger RNA, 851 nt
Organism: Medioppia subpectinata
Lineage: Eukaryota; Metazoa; Arthropoda; Arachnida; Sarcoptiformes; Oppiidae
Source: the annotation of a GenBank genome assembly